AUGGGUUUUCCUAGAAAGUCCUUGUUCCUUCUUUUGUUCCUGGUUUUGUUCACAAAUCUUGGGCCAUCCCAACUUGCUGAAUCUGCUUCUGAUUACACUACUUUGGUCUACAAGGGCUGCUCAAAGGAGACUUACACAGAUCCAAAUGGGGUGUAUUCUCAAGCUCUUUCAGCACUCUUUGGUUCAUUGGUUGCACAAUCCACCAAAGCCAAGUUCUUUAAGGCCACCACUGGCAGUGGCCAAAACAGCAUAACCGGUCUCUUCCAAUGCAGAGGGGACCUCAGCAAUUCUGAUUGCUACAACUGUGUCAGUGGGCUCCCAGUUUUGUCUGACAAGUUGUGUGGCCACACCAUAGCUGCCAGGGUUCAGGUCCUAGGUUGUUACAUGCUGUACGAGGUUGCUGGUUUUUCACAAAUCUCAGGGAUGCAAAUUCUUUACAAGACUUGUGCGGCAACAAAUGCAGCUGCAGGACAUGGGUUUGAAGAGAGAAGGGACACUGCAUUCUCAGCGAUGGAAAAUGGGGUGGUCAGUGGCCAUGGCUUUUACGCUACUAGCUACCAGUCUUUGUAUGUGAUGGGACAGUGUGAGGGAGAUGUUAGUGAUUCUGAUUGUGGGGAGUGUGUGAAACAAGCUGUUCAGAGAGCUGAAGUUGAAUGUGGGAGCUCUAUUUCAGGUCAAGUCUAUUUAUAUAAGUGCUUCAUUAGUUAUGGUAAUUCCCCAAAUGGGGUUCCUGGGAAACACUCUUCAUCUGCAGGAUCAUCUUCUUCUUCUUCGUACUCUUCAACUUUUUCAGGGCAAAAUACAGGGAAGACAGUGGCUAUAAUAUUAGGAGGGGCAGCUGGGGUGGCUUUUUUGGUUAUAUGCUUGUUAUUUGCUAGGAGUUUGAUGAAGAAACAUGGUGAUUAUUGACAGGAGAAGAUGGUUGGACGAGGGGAGGCAAAAUUCUUCUUGCGGUGGAUUGUUUCUACAUAUAUAACUUUUGGGGUGAAAGAGAUGGAAAAUUUCUGGUAUAUAUACUUAGCAGAUAGAGAAAGAAU
Molecule: messenger RNA, 1037 nt
Organism: Gastrolobium bilobum
Lineage: Eukaryota; Viridiplantae; Streptophyta; Magnoliopsida; Fabales; Fabaceae
Product: plasmodesmata-located protein 2-like
Exons: 3
Coding region: 1-909 (302 amino acids)
Biological process (GO): transport of virus in multicellular host; plasmodesmata-mediated intercellular transport
Cellular component (GO): plasmodesma
Source: RefSeq, a predicted model, not a curated record